AUGGAGAACGCCCAAGCGGUUCAAUAUCUUGAGUCCCUACUUGGCAAAACGCUCAGAAUUCAUACAUCAGAUACAAGGCUUUUCGUUGGUACUUUCAAAUGCACUGACAAUGAUCGCAACAUAAUUCUAUCCACCACUCACGAAUACCGCUACCCUUCCUCCGUCCCCUGCGUUGUCUCCCCCAAUGCUACAGCUACAGAUGAUACACCCGCGAACUCUAUCGAAGAAGGCGAAACCGCAACUGCCGGUGUUGUCAAGGCCGAUAUGACCAGUCGCUACAUUGGCCUCGUAGUUGUGCCUGGCCAGUAUAUCACCAAAAUUGAGCUGGAUGACAUCCAUCCACCACAAGUAGGGAGUGCAUGCGAGGAACCACUGGGGUGA
This is a messenger RNA of Paracoccidioides brasiliensis Pb18, 381 nucleotides long. RefSeq lists its product as uncharacterized. The transcript has 2 exons. Gene Ontology annotation, cellular component: NatC complex. Bases 1 to 381 code for a protein of 126 amino acids. The record is from RefSeq and is a predicted model, not a curated record.